UCCUCCUCCGGCUGCUGGCGUGCAGGUCCUUCUGACCUCUUGAAUGUUUCACGCCCGCGAGCACACGACGAUCUGAUCGGUCUUUUCAGCCUUUGAUAAGACGCCGCAGGACUUGACCUCGUGCUCUGUCGCGCGGCCUUGCGAAAGAGACCCCACCAUUCGUUUGUCGAUCCCGCUGUUUCGGCUAUGGUCCCGACAAGGCCUGCAUUGCGCCAAUCGAUAACACGAUAAGCCGAGCGACGAACUGCCUCGCUCCAGCAGAGCCUGAGCCAGCACAACUGGUCUGCGGCAAUUACCACGCUGCGCUGCUCGUGUCCGAGCACGAGAGAAAGAAGUGCGGACACAGUCAGCGCCACUGGAAGACGCUUUGGUCGGGCAGACUUGUUCAGAGCGGACCUGUCAAGACGAAAUACCGCAGCCAGACGAGUCCCCACAGCGCCCCGCUCACACGUCCGGACCCUUGGCCGUCCCCGUCGUCUUCAUAAACUCCCUCCAGAGAGGUCCGGCAACGUUCCGCGAACAAAGAGAACGGGAGCAGCUUCGUUCGCAGCUUGAAUCGCACACACGCUGCUCGCCCCCGUUUCACCCCUACCGACCUCUUAAGGCUUACUCAUCCCUGCGAGCAAGCAAAUACAGUCGCUUGUGAGCGCUCCCCGAGCCAAGGUACACCCGCUCACGCGGUCGUAUACUAUCUCGAACAGUGUCUCACGCGGUCCUACCCGGGUUCUGUCUCUCGACAGCCCAACCACAACCAUGAGCGCGAUGGAUCUUGGCGAGGCCGCUCCGGCGUCUAUAGAUGCCAUUGUGCAUGCCACUCCAGAGGAGGUGUCUGCAGAUAUGCCUCAGCCGUCCCAUCCCGCUCCCCAAGAGUCAGAGGGCCCAACCAAGCUGAAGGGGCGAGCACGUCUGCUUCGCAGUCUCCAACGCAUGUCCUCGUCGCCGUCGCUGGCGAGAAUGAGGUCCGGCACGUCCUCCGCAUACAGGUCCGGCGGCAAGGCGAGUGUCUCGUGCAUUUCCCUGUCUUCCUCGGCGAGCCCGUACAGCGUCUCGAAUAGCAGCUCGUACGAUUCCGAACUCUCCCCACAAUUCUCUACAGCGCCUACCUCUGUUAACGGCACGCCGCAGCCGGCCACGCCAACCGGCUACUUUCGUCCGCGAGCCCGCACGGUGGGCAGAGACACGCCCACCUCCGUGGGACUCCCUGCUGAAUUCCGCCCCACAUCCGCCAUGGGGCAGUGUACAUCUGUCAACGGUGAAGAUUACUUUUCCCGACCGGUGACCAAGCCAAAGGCACCGGCGUUGAAGAGAAGGGAGAACUUCAAUUUCUGGAACGACAUGCCGUACGAAUUACGCAUACAGAUCCUGAGCUACUUGGAACCUAGGGAGGUGGUUCGGUGCUCGAGGAUAUCCAAAACUUGGCACAAACUGUGCUUUGAUGGUCAGCUCUGGCGCAGGCUGGACACAUCCCAGUAUUACAGGGACAUUCCGGGCGACGCUCUCGUCAAGGUCAUCGCGUCUGCCGGCCCGUUCGUGCGAGACUUGAACCUCCGGGGUUGCGUGCAGCUAAAGGAAAAGUGGAACGUGAAGGGCAUGGAGCUGGCUGAUGCGUGCCAGAAUUUGGAGAACUUCUCCCUGGAAGGAUGUCUCAUCGAUCGAUCUUCCAUUCACUGUUUUCUCUACCAGAACAGCCGCUUGGUGCAUAUCAAUCUGUCCGGGCUACCGGGCGCCACCAACCACGCAAUGAGGAUCAUUGCGGACCACUGCCCAAAGGUUGAACAUCUGAACGUGACCUGGUGCUGCAAUGUCAACACUCGCGGUUUACGCAAGGUCGUUGAAAAAUGCCCUAACCUGAAGGAUCUUCGUGCCGGCGAGGUGCAAGGCUGGGAUGACACGGAUUUCAUGUUCGAGCUGUUCAAGCGCAACACCUUGGAGCGGCUGCUCCUGACUAGCUGCGGAACCCUCACGGAUGAGUCUCUGUCUGUGCUUCUGGAAGGCAUCGACAGUGAGUACGACUAUCUCAGCGGACGCGUCCUGGUGCCGCCACGCAAGCUCAAGCAUCUGGAUCUCACCCACUGCCGUGGCCUCACGGAAGCUGGCGUGAAAAAGCUGGCUCACACCUGCCCGAACAUGGAGGGUCUGCAGCUUUCGAAGUGCCCUGGAGUGACCGACGCAGCGCUCUGCGAGAUCCUUCCUACGAUGCCUAAUCUCACGCACCUGGAUCUUGAUGAGAUCGAGGGCCUUUCGAACCAGUGCUUGCAGACUCUGGCUAGCGCGCCGUGUCAGAACAGUCUCGUACACCUCAGCAUAAACUAUUGUGAGAACCUUGGCGACUCAGGCAUGCUUCCGGUCAUCAAGACGUGUACCAAGCUCGCAUCUCUGGAGAUGGACAACACAAAGAUAUCGGAUCUCGUCCUCACCGAGGCAGCAGCUAUGGUGCGGACGCGCUCGCGUCUCGCGGGCAGCGGACUUACUGCUAAAGAGAGACCCAGGGUCAGCCUGCGCCUUGUGGCGUAUGACUGCACGAAUGUGACCUGGAGCGGCGUUCGCGAGAUCCUCUCGCGUAACGCGGAGCCGACACGCACACCCGGCACAAACCUCGUCACGUACCCGCGCGAGAUCAUUCAACUGAAGUGUUUCUACAACUGGCAGCCCACCGUCGAAGAGCACACCAAGCGCGUCAUGCGCGGCGACUUCAUUGCUGCGAGGCGCCUCGAGCAGAAGUGGGCGGACUACAUGAUUGCGAAUGAGGAGGCGAGCGCGAGCGGUGGCGGAGCGAGGCGCAGAAGACGACGGGCCAGGGAGGCCCAAAUGAUGCAUGCGGACGAGGAGGACGGAGGCAUGGCUGGCACGGGCAUCGGUCGACGACGAAGAGCUCGGAGUGGACCAGGAGGUUGCGUUGUCAUGUGAAUAUUCUUUCCCUCGAUUUUGCUCGUCUCUCCUUUUUUGACUUUUCUCCACUCGCCUCUGAACUUGGCCAUGGAUUUCCUGGUCGUUUUGCUCUUCUUUUCAUCUUGGAAAUGAGAGGCGCGUUCGGAGACGCCCAAGCCCUGCUCAUCUGUUUGAUGAUUUCCUUGUUUUCCACUUGCACGGCGAUUCUGUUUAUUUGUGCAUAUCGAGGGUACUUGGCGGAUUGUAGGGCAGUGAUUGGACUGGCGUUCAUCAGAGGAGCGGCAUCGGGAUAAUGGGAUACUGGACUUGCACAAAGUUGGUGGCACGUGAUGCUGAUUUAGAUUGCAUGUGUGGACAGUUGCCCUGCGCUCCGCUCGCCUGGAGCGGAGCUUGUGCGGGUGACCUGCUCCAUCUAAUUCUGGGAGAUGUACUGAUUCGUAGAAUGCCUG
Messenger RNA from Verruconis gallopava, 3338 nucleotides. RefSeq lists its product as uncharacterized. The record is from RefSeq and is a predicted model, not a curated record. Gene Ontology annotation, biological process: SCF-dependent proteasomal ubiquitin-dependent protein catabolic process. Gene Ontology annotation, molecular function: protein binding. The transcript has a single exon. NCBI's taxonomy places the organism in Eukaryota, Fungi, Ascomycota, Dothideomycetes, Venturiales, Sympoventuriaceae. Gene Ontology annotation, cellular component: SCF ubiquitin ligase complex. Bases 754 to 2907 code for a protein of 717 amino acids.